Molecule: messenger RNA, 5359 nt
Organism: Thunnus maccoyii (southern bluefin tuna)
Lineage: Eukaryota; Metazoa; Chordata; Actinopteri; Scombriformes; Scombridae
Gene: cadpsb
Product: Ca2+-dependent activator protein for secretion b
Exons: 29
Coding region: 195-4280 (1361 amino acids)
Biological process (GO): positive regulation of exocytosis; synaptic vesicle exocytosis; dense core granule exocytosis
Cellular component (GO): glutamatergic synapse
Source: RefSeq, a predicted model, not a curated record
UUCCAGCAUCACUCGUACCGCUGACAUCUCUCAGCGAGCGAGUACAAUCAGGGCCUAUCCCUGUCUUGACUUCGGUCAUAUUCCACAUUAUCUAGGCACGGACAAGACAACGGCUCAACCAUCAUCGGGGAACAUCAAAAAAACUCAUUUAGGUGGUUAGGAUAUCUGUAGGGAGGCAUCACUCUUAGAGCAAGAUGUUAGAUCCGUCGUCCAGCGAGGAGGAAUCUGAUGGGAUAGUGGAGGAGGAAAGCAAAGAGGCGAUGGCACCUCAGGCCGGAUCCCGCAUCUCUCCAAGCAGGACCAGCGAGAGCUCGGGUGGACUGGCACCCAGCAGCAGCCGCAGCAGUGCCCGUCCGACCAGCCCGAGCCCGUCAGCCGUUAGCGAGGAGAAAGAGGAUCUGGAGAAGCUGCAGAGGGAGGAAGAAGACCGUAAAAAGAAGCUGCAGUUGUAUGUUUUUGUGAUGCGAUGCGUCGCUUAUCCAUUCAAUGCAAAACAACCCACAGAUAUGGCAAGGCGACAGCAGAAGAUAACCAAGCAGCAGCUUCAGCAGACCAAGGAUCGCUUCCAGGCCUUCCUCAAUGGAGACACACAAAUUGUGGCUGAUGAAGCAUUCAUCAAUGCUGUGCAGAGCUACUAUGAGGUAUUCUUAAAAAGCGACCGUGUGGCUAAAAUGGUCCAGAGCGGCGGCUUCUCAGCCACUGAUUUCAGGGAUGUGUUCAAGAGGCACAUCGAGAAGCGUGUGCGCAGCCUUCCAGAGAUUGACGGCUUGAGCAAGGAGACGGUGCUCAGCUCCUGGAUGGCCAAGUUUGACACCAUCUACCGUGGCGACGAGGAUCCACGCAAGGCACAGCAACGCAUGACUGCCAGCGCAGCCUCCGAGCUGAUCCUCAGCAAGGACCAGCUGUACGAGAUGUUCCAGAAUAUCCUCGGCAUCAAAAAGUUUGAGCACCAGCUGCUUUACCAAGCCUGUCAGCUGGACAACCUGGAUGAGCAGGCUGCACAGAUCAGAAGAGAGCUGGAUGGUCGUCUUCAGAUGGCAGACCAGAUUGCUAGGGGUGGGAAGUUCCCCAAAUUUGUGUCUAAAGAGAUGGAAGCCAUGUACAUUGAGGAGCUCAAGUCUUCAGUGAAUCAGCUGAUGGCUAAUCUGGAGAGCAUGCCCGUGUCCAAGGGUGGGGAGUUCAAACUCCAGAAGCUGAAGCGGGGACACAAUACCUCCAUCAUCGACAUGGGCCAGGAGGAUGAGAACACACUGUCCAAGUCUGAUGUGGUUCUGUCCUUCACUUUGGAGGUGGUGAUCAUGGAAGUGCAGGGGCUGAAGUCUCUGGCUCCGAACAGGAUUGUCUACUGCACCAUGGAGGUGGAGGGAGGCGAGAAACUCCAGACUGACCAAGCAGAAGCAUCCAAGCCAACCUGGGGGACCCAAGGGGACUUCACCACCACACACCCUCUGCCUGCUGUCAAGGUGAAACUGUUUACAGAGAGCACAGGGGUGCUGGCACUGGAGGACAAAGAGCUGGGCAGGGUUGUUCUCCACCCUACUCCUAACAGCCCCAAGCAGUCAGAGCUCCAUAAGAUGACUGUGACUAAGGCUUGCCCCGACCAAGACCUCAAGAUCAAACUGGCCAUUCGUAUGGACAAACCACAGAACAUGAAACACUGCGGGUAUCUCUGGGCUUUUGGGAAGAAUGUGUGGAAACGCUGGAAGAAGCGUUUCUUUGUCCUCGUGCAGGUGAGUCAGUAUACGUUCGCCAUGUGCAGCUACAGAGAGAAAAAAUCUGAACCACAGGAGCUUCUCCAACUGGACGGAUAUACUGUGGACUACAGUGACCCCCAGCCAGGCUUGGAUGGUGGCAGGGCUUUCUUCAAUGCAGUGAAGGAAGGUGACACUGUGAUCUUUGCCAGCGAUGAUGAGCAGGACCGCAUCCUGUGGGUCCAGGCCAUGUAUCGUGCCACUGGCCAGUCUCACAAGCCUGUCCCACCCACUCAGGUCCAGAAACUUAACUCCAAAGGGGGUGCCUCAGCCCAAAUGGAUGCUCCCAUUUCUCAGUUCUACGCUGACAGAGCUCAGAAACAUGGCAUGGAUGAGUUUAUCUCCGCUAAUCCCUGUAGCUUUGACCACGCCUCGCUUUUUGAGAUGGUGCAGCGACUCACGUUGGACCACAGGCUUAAUGACACCUUCUGCUGCUUGGGAUGGUUCAGCCCAGGCCAGGUGUUUGUCUUGGAUGAGUACUGUGCCAGGAACGGGGUUCGAGGUUGUCACAGACAUCUGUGUUACCUGCGUGAUCUCCUGGAAAGAGCAGAAAGCGGGGCUAUUAUUGACCCCACUCUUCUACACUACAGCUUCGCUUUUUGUGCCUCCCAUGUCCAUGGGAACAGAGAGGGCAGCAAUUACUGGGGGCCACUGGGCUAUGAGGCCUUAAUAUCCCCAAAGAGCUCCCAAAGGCCAGAUCCUGGCACUGCCUCUAAACGAGCACGCAUAUUCAAGUUUAGAAAGAGAAAGGAUUCCAAAAUUCAACUCUUUCAAGGCCCCAAAAGGCCAGAUGGGCUGAGCACAGUGAAAGUGGACGAGAAGGAGCGCUUUGAAGACAUCAAGGAGCGGUUGCGUGUGAUAUUGGAAAACCAGAUUGUAAAUUUCAGAUAUUGUUUCCCCUUCGGUCGUCCAGAGGGUGCGCUGAAGGCCACUUUAUCUUUGCUGGAGAGGGUCCUGAUGAAGGACAUUGUGACCCCAGUUCCACCAGAAGAAGUUAAAGGAGUUAUCCGCAAAUGUUUGGAGCAGGCUGCUCAGCUCAACUACCAGCGGAUUAAAGAAUAUGCUAAAAUUGAAGAGAACGUAGGCCGCUUAGUCACGCCUGCCAAAAAGCUGGAGGAAACAAUUCGCCUGGCGGAGUUAGUCAUAGAGGUCCUCCAGCAGAACCAGGAACACCAUGCGGAGGCAUUUGCAUGGUGGACAGACCUCAUGGUGGAGCAUGCAGAAAACUUCCUGGCCCUCUACGCCAUUGAUAUGGACGCCGCUCUGGAGAUCCAGUCCCCUGAGAGCUGGGACAGUUUCCCCCUCUUCCAGCUGCUCAACGACUUCCUCCGUGCAGACUAUCAUCUGUGCAAUGGAAAGUUCCACAAACACCUUCAGGAUCUGUAUGCUCCUCUGGUGGUUAGAUAUGUGGAUCUGAUGGAGUCCUCCAUCGCACAGUCAAUUCACAAGGGCUUUGAGCGAGAGUCCUGGGAGCCUGUAAAGAGUUUAACAAGUAAUCUGCCCAAUGUGAAUCUACCAAAUGUGAACCUCCAAAUUCCCAAAGUACCAAAUCUGCCAGUGCCAGUAGCAGGACUAUCAGUUAACCUUCCACAAAUGCCUAGCUUUUCUACCCCGUCAUGGAUGGCUGCUAUAUAUGACUCUGAUAACGGCUCUGGGACGUCAGAGGACCUCUUCUGGAAGCUGGACGCCCUCCAGACUUUCAUCAGGGACCUGCACUGGCCUGAGGAGGAGUUUGCCAAACACCUCGAGAGUCGCAUUAAGCUAAUGUCGAGCAACAUGAUCGAGAACUGCGUCAAGCGCACUCGGAUGGCAUUUGAGUCCAAGCUGACAAAGAGCAGCAAGACCACAGAUUUCCGCAUUUCUCCAACAUUAUGCACCAUGUUUAAUGUGAUGGUGGAUGCCAAGGACCAAUCAGCUAAAUUGUGCGCAAUGGAGAUGGGCCAAGAGAAACAGUUCCACUCCCAAAUCGACGAACUGAUCGAGGAAAGUGUGAAGGACAUGAUCCAGCUUCUGGUUGCGAAGUUUGUUGCCAUUCUGGAGGGAGUGCUGGCUAAGAUUUCCAGAUAUGAUGAAGGCACUCUCUUCUCCUCGUUCCUCUCAUUCACGGUGAAAGCUGCCUCAAAAUAUGUGGAUGUCCCUAAGCCUGGAAUGGACGUGGCUGAUGGCUACGUGACCUUUGUGCGCCACUCUCAGGAUAUGCUUCGUGAUAAGGUCAAUGAGGAGGUGUAUAUAGAAAGGUUAUUUGAUCAAUGGUACACUGCCACCAUGAACCUUUUGGGGACCUGGCUCACUGAACGCAUGGAUCAGCAGCUGCAUGUCUACCAGCUUAAGAUUCUCAUCAGGAUCACAAAGAAAAAGUACCGGGACUUCCGUCUGCAGGGUGUACUCGACUCCACCCUGAACAGUAAGAUGUACGACACGGUACGCAACAGGCUGACCGUGGAAGAGGCCACUGCUUCAGUGAGGGAAGGAGGCAUGCAGGGCAUCUCCAUGAAGGACAGCGACGAGGAGGAUGAAGAGGAUGACUAGAGCCCGUGUACUGACACUCCAGCCCUGCCCCUGAACCCCUCACCCCGACCCCCCUUUCACACUUUUGACUUUAGCCUGGUUACCGAUGCAUGUACCAACUCAGAUAGCCACUCUAGGACCUCUUUGUCAGCUCGAAAUGCCUAUGAAGGAACUAAUAACUAUAAAAAUAGUACUUAUACUGAGGAAACUCAAAAUAAAAAUGUUAAAAAAUAACCAUGAUUGGCAGUUUAGCUGUGUCAUGAUAAAGAUAGCACCUAUCUUUGAUUCAUUCAUUUCUAAAUUCAUUUCUAUGUGUUACUAAGCAAUAUGGAGAACCAUUUGUUUGACAAUGUUGAGUGAGAUUAAUAGGUGUGUCCCUGUCCAAUGCAAACCUAUAUGGCGCUUCUUUGUCGUAUUCUACAUUCAUUAAUGGUACAUUGUCGUGAUGAUGAGUGUGUGGACCCUUUUAUUUGUCUUGUCUGUUUUUAAGUGAAUGCCAACUGCUUCAAACUGAAAAUAAACCUCUGUAUUUGUUUACGGCUGUUACAGAUAAACUGUUGUCUACUCACUGUUAUUAACAUCGACAGUAAGUCUAGACCUGCAUUUUUAUCAUGUGUCAAUGCUAUGUGAUCUCAUCUCAAUUACUAAUUAGACAUGGUUCAACGGGAAUCUUUGAACUUCAACGAGAGGGUAUUCUAGAGAUGCAAUAUUCUCAUAGCUCCAUUUUGAUAACUCGGGAGAUUCUAUUUUUAUUUCAACAUUAAAAGGCCUUGAAACAGGUUCUAUUUUAAUUGAGUUGCACUUUUACAGAGAAAAGAGCAAAAAUAAUUUUUUUUAUUAAAAAAAAAGUUGGUCUGUCUUUGUUCUGUAAUUGUGUAGAAUGAGAUGUCUGGCAUUUGUUUGGGUCUCACUGUUGUUUUGUAUAUAUUAUAUAAAUAUAUAUAUAAAUAUAAAAUGCUGUACAUUGCAUUCUGAGCCAUCGCUGCAUGCCUGUGGGUUCCCACCCUCCCUCAAAUGCUUUCUGUUUUCUGUGUGAAUUAGCUGGUGGAUUCAUUCUUGCUUUUGCCUUAUGAAAGCCAACAGUUGUAAUAUGCAAGAGC